AUGCAAUGGCGCUUGGCCUGCGCCGGCGUUCUCAUCCAUGCACUACUGAUUUACUCGAUAUUUGAUAUUUAUUAUACAUCUCCUAUUGUAACCAAUGUACCAGCUCAUGAGAUCACAACCCGAGAUGCUCCAGCCAAGCGACUAGUGGUUUUUACUGCAGAUGGAUUACGCUUUGAUACAUUUGCCAAACAUCGCGAAAAAUCUCCUUUUCUACACUCGCUCAUCAGGGAACGAAAGGGCUCUUAUGCAAUUUCCCGCACCCAUGUACCAACAGAGUCGCGACCUGGCCAUGUGGCUAUUUUUGCUGGAUUCACAGAGGAUGUCAGUGCAGUUGCUCGUGGAUGGAAGCAUAAUCCUGUGCCGUUUGAUAGUAUCUUCAACAGGUCGAGGGAAUCGUGGAUGUGGGGUAGUCCGGAUAUUGUCACUCUUUUCGACAGCUGUCCUCGUGUGCACUCUUUUAUGUACUCGGAAAACGAUGAGGAUUUCGGAUCCAAUGAAGCAUAUAAACUCGAUGAAUGGGUUUUUAAUCACGUUGAGGUGAAGCCCUUUGUUACGUACCUUCUUUCGGACUUUGUUCGUAUUGGCGUGCCAUUCAGGACUUCUUCAAUCAGGCGAGAAAUGACUCCGAGUUAG
Messenger RNA from Cooperia oncophora, 633 nucleotides. The record is from the annotation of a GenBank genome assembly. NCBI's taxonomy places the organism in Eukaryota, Metazoa, Nematoda, Chromadorea, Rhabditida, Trichostrongylidae.